This is a messenger RNA of Coffea arabica (coffee), 648 nucleotides long. The record is from RefSeq and is a predicted model, not a curated record. Lineage: Eukaryota; Viridiplantae; Streptophyta; Magnoliopsida; Gentianales; Rubiaceae.
AUGAAGGAUGAUCAAGAAAAGCGGGGGUUUGAGGACUUCAUCGACAUUAUUGAAGAACUUACAUGUAGAAUGUCCAAACAUCAUCACAGUCACAGGAGGAUGAAGAAAAGUGAGAACUAUUGUGAUGAUUUAGCAUGGAAAUCUAAGCUCAUGACUGGUUAUGGGGUUUCAGUUGUCCUCACAGUAAAUUUAAAGGGAUGUGCAGAUUUCAGCAGUGUACAGAAGGCAAUGGAUGCUGUUCCUAAUUUAAGCCCUACUAGAACACUUAUCAUAGUUGAUUCAGGCACAUACAGGGAAAAAGUGACAAAUGACACAGCUAAUUCGACUGGAGGAACUCCAUUCAGCUAUACAAUUGCCAUUUUAUCUACCAACUUUGUAACUUAUAAUAUUAGCUUUCAAAACACGGCUCCUCCUCUAUCCCCUAAUGCAAUUGGAGCACAGGCUGUAGCACUGAGUAUUUUGGAUGACAAAGCUGCAUUUUGUGGGUGUGGAUUUUAUGAGGCACACGAUGCCCUUAAUGACGAUAGUGGGAGGCAUUAUUUCAAAGAAUGCUUCAUCCAAGGAUCCAUCAAAUUGAUUUUUGGAAAUGGAAGAUCACUUUACAAGGAUUGGGUGAUAAAUUCAAUAGCAAAAGAAGUUUCAAUAUGA